UCUCACCGUUUUAUUUUAUUAUUUAUUGAAUCACUCAUCAAUGCGAUGAGAUUGCUCGGAAUCAUAUGUUUGCUGUCAUUUUACGGUUGCCUUAAUGCGGCAUCGAUGUCACCGCAAGUGACUUUUGAGCCAAGCACAUUCAUUAGGAGAAUAAGAGGGACUACCUGGAAUUGGUUGAACAAUACCAAAUUCAAUUCUAAUAUUCUAAGUACGCCAGAGAUGAUAAAAAAAGAAGGUUAUCCCGCGGAAUCUUACGUUAUAAUGACGGAAGAUGGCUAUCUUUUAACAUUACAUCGUAUCCCAGGUGGCAAUGAUUCUUUACCUGUAUUAUUGCAACACGGUUUGUUAAGCAGCUCCGCUGACUGGCUUGUUCUUGGCAAAGACAAAGCAUUACCUUACCUAUUAGCUGAUCAAGGAUACGAUGUUUGGUUGGGCAAUUUUCGGGGUAAUAUUUAUUCGAGGAAGCACACUUCUUUAUCUACGUCCGAUCCAAAAUUUUGGGAUUUCAGUUUUAAUGAGAUGGGCAUCUACGACAUACCCGCGAUGAUUACAUUUAUUACUAAUAUGAGAUCGGAACUAUUGCAUACAUACAUCGGUCAUUCAAUGGGUGCAACCAGUUUUUAUAUAACGGCGUCAAAGCGUCCGGAAAUUGCUCAAAUGGUGCGAAUGAUGAUCAACCUUGCGCCAGCGGUUUAUACAAACCAUAUGCAAAGUCCAAUACGAUAUUUGGUCUCUUACAAAAAGAAUUACAGGUAAAUAAUGGGAUUUUUCUUUCACGGCAAACUUUUGCCGGAUAAUUUCUUGAGAUCUAUCAUAAGAAAUAAUUGCGAUCAAAAUAAAAAUUUCUGCAACAAUGUGAUAUCUAUGAUUUUCGGUACCAAUCGCGAACAGUUUAAUCACACUCUGCUGCCCGUCAUCUUCAGUCACUUUCCGGCCGGUGCCUCGAUUAAGACGACGGCGCAUUUCGCUCAGAUAAUUGAAUCGGGCGAGUUUCGUCAAUAUGACUACGGUCGCGCGAAAAAUCUCGUGAUAUACAACUCGGUGGAGCCUCCGAAAUAUGAUCUAGCAAAUAUCACGAUACCAGUUGCUUUGUUCUAUUCCGACGAUGACAAGGUGAUCAGCUCGAUGCUGGAAAUAAUAAGGAGAACUGGUUAUCCCGCAGAAGCUCAUGUUAUAACGACGGAGGACGGUUAUCUCUUGACAUUACAUCGCAUCCCAGGUGGUAAUGAUUCUUUACCUGUCUUAUUGCAACACGGUCUCUUAUGCACCUCCGCCGACUGGGUCAUUCUUGGCAAAGGCAAAGCACUAGCUUAUCUAUUGGCGGAUCAGGGAUAUGAUGUUUGGUUGGGCAAUUUUCGUGGUAAUACUUACUCGAGGGCGCAUAUUUCUCUAUCUCCAUCAAAUUCGACAUUUUGGGAUUUCAGUUUUCAUGAGAUGGGCAUCUACGAUUUAUCCGCGAUGAUUAAAUUUAUCACGAAUAUGAGAUCUCAACCAUUGCACACGUACAUUGGUCAUUCGAUGGGCACAAGCAGUUUUUAUGUAAUGGCGUCAGAGCGUCCGGAAAUCGCACAAAAGGUGCAAAUAAUGAUUAGUUUGGCGCCAGCGGCUUUUAUAGAUCAUAUGAAGAGUCCGAUAAAAUAUCUCAUUCCUCUCUCGAAACUAAAGAUGCUGCUGCGAUAUUUUUUUCACGACGAGGUUCUGCCGCAGAAUUUUUUCCUGAAGUUUCUCACAAAAUACGGUUGCAACAAGUAUACCAUCGAGAAGAAAAUCUGCGCCAACAUAAUAUUUAUGAUAUGCGGUUACGAUCGCGAGCAGUUUGACUACAAUCUACUGCCUGUCAUUCUGAAUCACGAUCCGGCCGGAACCUCAUCCAAGACGCUUCUGCAUUUCGGUCAGGAGCUGAAAUCGGGCAGAUUUUGCCAAUAUGAUUACGGUCGUGAGAAAAAUCUGUUAAAGUAUCAUUCACCGGUACCUCCGAACUACAAUCUGGCAAAUAUCACGGUACCAAUCGCAUUGAUCUACGGUUCUGGCGACUGGAUAAUUAAUAUCGCGGAUGUAAAGAGGCUCUCUCAGGCGUUGCCUAAUGUAGUGGAUAUUUACGAAGUACCGUGGCCGAAAUUUAAUCAUGUGGAUUUUUUGUGGGCCAAGGAUGCGCCCAAACUCAUAUAUGACAAAAUACUCAAGCUUAUAGAGAGAAAAAAUGUGAAUAAUGUUACAUCGACAUUACGUCGGUAAUCAAAAUAAAUAAUAAAUAUUGCACAAUAAAUGCUUAUAAAAAA
Nylanderia fulva is the source of this 2279-nucleotide messenger RNA. Lineage: Eukaryota; Metazoa; Arthropoda; Insecta; Hymenoptera; Formicidae. The record is from RefSeq and is a predicted model, not a curated record.